UGCUUUAUGUUUGGAAGCCAUUCUCUCGUUGAAGAAUACGAAGAGUCAACAUGAAGGUUUUCGGUCCUGUUGUUCUGCUGGUCGCGACUUUUUUCUCCCCAUCUAAAGGGGACAAGUCAAUGUACAAAAUGGAGUCGUACGAUAAUGAAAACUACAAAGUGAUGUGGAAAUACGACAUGCUCAAGGACGAGUUUCUUUUUAACGUCACCGUGAACGCAACCGGCUGGGUUGGCUUCGGUGUGUCGGAAAAAAAAGGAAACAUGAUGGGUUAUGAUGUGAUGGUGGGAGGUUUCUCCAACAAUUCCGGUUAUGCAAAGGAUUAUUUUACGACAGGGAAAAUGAUGCCGAUGCCAGAUAAAGUACAAAAUUACAUGAUGAUGAGCGCCUCGGAAAUGAACGGCUACACAAACUUGGUGUUCUACAGGAAGAGGGACACUGGUGAUGCUGAACAAGAUGUAGUAAUUAAGCCAGGUAUGAUGUACCUCAUCUGGGCAUAUCAUAAAAUGUACGAUGUCAAUAUGACCGCGAAUGGAACAUUCAUGGCACACACUGCAAAGGGUGCAGUGGCCUACACUUUCAUCGAUUACAACAUGAUGAAAAUAAAUGACAACUACAGGCUGUAUUGGAAAUACGAUCAAAGCAUGGACAUGUUUUACUUCAAGAUCGUGGUGAAAACAACAGGUUGGGUUGCCUUUGGCUUUGCCAAUAUGGUUGGAGGAAUGAACGGUUACGAUGUGAUGGUUGGCGGAGUAAACGGCGAUAAAGGAUAUAUUGGGGAUUACAUGACGAAAACUACCUCCCAACCUCCAAAAGAUGAAAGUCAGGACUUCGUUUUGAUGGAUCAGGAGGAACGGGAUGGCUACACAAUGUUGUCAUUCAAGCGUAAGAGGGACACUGGUGACGCGGCUGGCGACAUCGUAAUAAAGAACACGGAAAUGUACCUUAUAUGGGCUUUUCGCACAACCGAUGACGUAAUGAAUGAUGGCAGCUUUCAACAACACUCUCAGAGAGGAUCAAUGAAGGUCGUCAUGGAUUUCACAACACCUGACAUACCUACUGAAAAAUCUGGAUCCACAGCGAUGUACGUUCCAUCCUUAUUUGGAGUCCUUGCCGUUCUUUUUCUUAAUUAUGUGAUCGGUGCCUAAGUUCCAAACGAACAGUCGACCAGGCUGACCUGAUGCUCGUUAAACAAGCUGCAAUAGUACUUAAUCAUCCAGUGCGGCAGCACUUUUUAAACCUGAUUAAUGCAUCACUGUUUGGCAUCAAGCUUCACAUACUGACUUGUAAGAGUGGGUGGGUGGGGAGAGAGAGGGGUUGGUCAGUGCCAAGAUUUGCCCUUAAGCUACGAUUUUUCCUCAUUAGUUCUUGUAGUUAACCAUUUUUUCAAUUCCAUGUCAUACUUUAAUAAAGUUAAGGGAGAGUCGAUCGACGAUGUAUUGUUACACGACGGCAUGAUUAGCAUGAGAUGAAAACAGUAUUUGAUGAAA
Messenger RNA from Pocillopora damicornis (cauliflower coral), 1487 nucleotides. RefSeq lists its product as uncharacterized. Gene Ontology annotation, biological process: octopamine biosynthetic process; norepinephrine biosynthetic process; dopamine catabolic process. Gene Ontology annotation, molecular function: dopamine beta-monooxygenase activity. Gene Ontology annotation, cellular component: secretory granule membrane. The record is from RefSeq and is a predicted model, not a curated record. NCBI's taxonomy places the organism in Eukaryota, Metazoa, Cnidaria, Anthozoa, Scleractinia, Pocilloporidae.